AAUGGCCUCGCUCUCCUCUCUCAAACAGAGGCGGCCAUGUUGUAUCCGCGGGUGUGUGUAUGUACUACGUGCUGCCGGUGUGAGUAUGUGUGAGACCGAGCGCCCCAGACUAGACGUGGCUCGAACAUACGCGCUCUAAACCUUCGCCAUGAGCCGUCCGUCCUCAGCGGGUGGUGCGGGCGGAGGACUGGGAGCCGGUAAGGCAGGAGGAGGGAAUAAACACGGCGGUUCCGGAGGAGGAGGAGGUGGUGGAGGAGCGGCAGCCGCCGCUGCUGCAGCCGCUGCGGCCGCGGCGGCGGCGGCAGCAGCGGCGGCGGCGGCUGCAGCGGGGGUUUCGGGCUCGGUCUCUGGCUCCAGUUCCGUGCCCGCGGCCGCCGUGGCCUUGCCCACCUCCGCCGCCGCAGCCGCGGCUCUGCCCGGACAGUCAGCCGAGCUGACUGCGCUGUUCGAGUGUCCGGUGUGUUUCGACUACGUGCUGCCGCCGAUCCUGCAGUGCCAGGCCGGGCAUCUGGUGUGUAACCAGUGUCGCCAGAAGCUGAGCUGCUGCCCGACGUGCCGGGGCCCUCUGACACCCAGCAUCAGGAACCUGGCGAUGGAAAAAGUCGCCUCCACGCUGCCUUUCCCAUGUAAGUAUGCCUCAGCGGGUUGCCUGUUGUCGCUGCACCACAGUGAAAAGCCGGAGCACGAGGAGGUGUGCGAGUUCCGCCCUUACACCUGCCCCUGCCCAGGAGCCUCCUGCAAAUGGCAGGGCUCCCUGGAGGCGGUCAUGCCUCACCUCAUGCACGCCCACAAAUCAAUCACCACACUGCAGGGAGAGGACAUCGUCUUCCUGGCCACAGAUAUCAACCUGCCAGGUGCCGUGGAUUGGGUCAUGAUGCAGUCUUGUUUCGGGCACCACUUCAUGCUGGUACUGGAGAAGCAGGAGAAGUACGAAGGCCAUCAGCAGUUCUUCGCUAUUGUUCUACUCAUAGGCACCCGAAAGCAAGCCGAAAACUUUGCCUACCGCCUCGAGCUGAAUGGCAACCGUCGACGGCUCACAUGGGAAGCCACGCCACGGUCCAUUCACGACGGUGUGGCUGCAGCAAUCAUGAACAGUGAUUGUCUCGUCUUUGACACCUCCAUUGCCCACCUUUUUGCUGACAAUGGCAACCUGGGCAUCAACGUUACCAUCUCCAUGUGUUGAGGUGGCAGUCCAAGAGUGGCAGUUUUCUUUGGGGUUGAAGCCCUGGAUGACUGCAGUUCCUCACCAGAGUGGGGGGGGUCUAAGAAUGACAGGUGGGAGAUGUAUACAUUUGUGUGUAUAUAUGUCUGUUCAAGACUUAUUCCCUCCAAUAAGGCACACUGAGACUGACCUCCAGGUUAGUGUCCUGAAUGGAUAAGAGGGUCUUUCUUGAGACUAGAGAAUAUGGCAUAUUGUUGGCAUGUGGCAACUAGCUCAAGUACAGCUGAAAUUUUCUCUUGUAUUGACCAAGAAGCCACCUAAAUGUGCUCUGCUCUCUGACCUAGUCCAGCCUGAGUAUAGAAGAUAACUCUGUCUUGACUGGAAUACUCUCUGCCACGGCCAAACCAACAUACAAUAAGGUCUAGUCAAUGGACCCUCCAAAGCAUUGUGGAUCAACUGGUCAGGCCUCAAAAAACGCACAGUUUGGGUGGAGUCAGGACCUGAUGCAGUUACAGUCAAAGCUGCCUCACACAGCAUACGUGUGAAAUGAAAUUGCACUGGCUUCAAAGGAAUCAUGACUAUGUAAAUGCUAAUAUGCUGAUGUUCAUGUUUGAGCUGUACUUAUAUGAUGCAGUGCCCAGAAAUUAAUUGGUGUACAUGGUGGAAAUAAAACUCACUUGCAGGUUGAUUGCAUGACUGGCCACCAUGUCUAUCAGGCAAAUAUAUGACUUUGUCUCCAUCAUGUUUUUCUUCCCUGUUCAUCUGUCUUAGACAACUUGUCCUUUCUGUCCUAUAAUCUUUGAAAGCAAUGGAAACCCUUUGUGGUAUAAAUUAAGUCCUUUGAGAAAGAUAUUAAGUUCUUGAUUAUCACUGAGCAGACCCUUCCUAGAUGCAGGAGUCUGGGUUUUGGUCAUUAAUGAAAUGAAAGAACUACAGCCAGAUUGUGACAAGCCUCGUUAGCCAUAAUCUUAUUCCCACAUCACUCAAAUAUCCUCAAAUACUGUAUGUUUGAAUUUCAUACUUGAAUGUUCUUGGGACUGUGCUGCUCUACAAAGGCAAAGGGCAGUAACUAUGCCAACCGUGAAAAGAAGGAAAAACAGCUUGAAAGUUCUGUUGUUGUCCAGCCAAAUAUGUUGCUGUAGUUUCUCUCAAACACCCAUUUUUGGUCAGUAUCUCAAUUUCAACCAAAACUACAGUACCCAUGUUUGCCUUUGUGCUGUAGUAUAGUCCUCAAGCACCACUCUGGGCUCUUGUGAUUAUAAGGUAGUAGUCCAGUCACUGAUGACUGCAUGUAAACAACAUGAACCUGCAUGGUAUGAUGAAUGAUUGUCAGCUAACUGCUCUUGGAUGCAGUUGCUGCAUUGGACUGGUUCAGGGUUUCAGGAUUACCUGUGUAUGUUUCUUACUGAAUUCCUCUUUUUCUAUUUGAGGUAAUCAAAGAGAACUGAUGAUACGCUUUGUAAAUAUUCACACAGAUCUAGUUUUGUUGCUAUUUGUUGUGUUCUUGUUAUGUCUCUUUUAGUGGGUUAUUUAGUCUAGCUUGUUUUGUGCUCCAGCUCUUUUAAACCGCAACUCCGUGAGAUUUGGGAGAUCCCUGCCCCCCUCACUCCAUGGUUGAGUCAACCUACAACGCCUUACUUGUAUACAAACCCAACCUUUCAGAGCCCAUCAGGGCUCCUACUGAAGAUCAGGUCACAGUGAUCCAAACCGCUAGUGUCUUGAAAAGACUCUGAAUUAUAAGAGACUUGUUCGUAAAUAGUGGCAUUAUGGGGACACAUGAUCAUGAGACAUCUUUCAUAAGCCCCCCGGAUCUCCACAACAGUAGCGGUACCAUUCACAUAAUACAACCUAGAAAUCCUAACUCUCUUCUCGAAUACCUCUGAUGACGUCAGACAUGUCUGUAAGUGGACUGUGCAGAUCUUUCUGGACCCUGGUGGUCUUCAGUUUAACGAAAACCAGAAUUCCCUCAGCUCAAAGUUACUGUUCUGGUCAUAUUUCUAAUUAAUUUAAAUAAUGUAAAUGUUAUUCCCUAAUGUUUUAUCUGUAAUCCAGGAAAAUGUACCAGCUUGUGUUUAUUUUUGUCUUUGUGUUCAUGGAUUUUAUACUUUUGUGUAGAACUUGAAGGAAAUGUGUUGUUAUUUGGUGAGAUCAUACACGCUCUAGUUAGCGUCUGCUUCACAUAAAAAUGUGGCUUUAAUCAUCUGGUUGUCAUGGCAACUGAAAAUGCUAAUUAGUACUUGGGAUAAUAGAGCACGGAAGUGAUGUUUUGGAUGCCAGUGCUGCAUUCAGGAAACCCCCACAGUGACACUAAAUUACAUGAAAUGACCGCUGGUUAUGAAGUCCUUAUCUUUUUAAGCCACGUUUCUUUCCAUUCGUUCACGGUUUAUAAAAGGGGCCAAAAAGUGCAUUAACUAUGAGGCUUUGUGUUUCAGGAAAGAUAAAACAUUAGGUAGGAAACGGAGAGGCACACAUACCAUGACUGUUUAUCAUUACCUUGAUAAAAGUUCAGGGUGGGAAAAGUAGCUGAUUCUUAGAUUCUCUCAAUCAGAAAAAGAGACUGAAUCAAUUCAGAUGUCAAAAUCAGCUGUGCAAUUACCCCAUUGUGAAACUUGGUGCCCCCAGAGACUUUAUAAAGUAGGAUACUUUUGUAAAGCCUGGCUUGGAGGAGGGAAAAAAUGCAGUCUUACACUGGUCACAGUUUUUGUGUAUGUAAAGUAAAAGGUUUGAAUCCAUAGUAUACAUGACUGUGUGAAAUAAGAGGUAAGAUUUCUUUUAAAGAGUUUACCUGAAUGUUAGAGGUUUCAAAUGUCCUUAAAUGGGGUUGAACUCUUAGUAACCUCAAACUGCUAAAAAUGUUAGCAAUAGCAAUGUCCUAUGAACAAAAAAAAAUCUUUUUGAUUUUUGUUUAAACAAGUUAAUUGGUGAAUCAUCUACAUUUAAGCUACUUGUGAUACAUGGGGGGGGGGAAUCAUAAUGCAGGCCAUAGAAAACAAAAAUGUGAGGAUGCAUCCAAGAAUUGUUUUAAAAUCUCGUCUUCGCCCCCUGAAUCAAAAAUCCGAAUUUUAAGGAUGCCUAAAGAUUCCCACUCCUUUACAAAUCUGUUAUUGAGUCAGACAUUGAUCAGAGCACCCAUAGGUUAACAUGGGGUUCUCCUUCUCUGUUGGCCUGGCUUUAUAGAACAGAACACGGCCCACUCACUUACGGGCAGAGAUGCCAGAUGACAACCCAGCAAAAUUACGCAAACUUGGGAAGUUUCCCUUUUGUUGUAUGCGACCACCCACAACGAAUGCAAAAUGUGGAAAUCCACUUCCGUGCUCUAUUUAUCUUUUGAACCUAAGAACAGCGACAGUGGUUGACACGCAUUAGACUGAACGAGCUGGUUGAUCCUCAUCGAUUGUUAAAGGUUAACAAGGCAAUUUAACACCAGCUGGCAAAUCUUCUGAAAGACAGUAAUAUGUAGGCUAUAGUAUGUUCAGCAGGAACACUGCCAUUAGUCAGUUUGAUGUCAGUACAAAGACUACAAGUCUGUCUGACUAAAGGCACAUUGAGUGGGAGGAGCACCUCCAUGCUAACCACAAGCCUGUGAGUGAGCGCCAAGCACUUAUUUUCUAGAGAGGAAACAAUGUCCCCCACUUACUGGGGGAAGCUGUAUGUUUGUGCAAUAGAGAGUAAAACAAGUGAUGCAGAAUCAACAAUAGAGGAACAAGUCAUUUGUGAUUGAUCACAUUGAUUAAACAAAAUGUGGGUAAAAUAA
Pygocentrus nattereri (red-bellied piranha) is the source of this 4916-nucleotide messenger RNA. It is a transcript of the gene siah2l, whose product is annotated as seven in absentia homolog 2 (Drosophila)-like. The record is from RefSeq and is a predicted model, not a curated record. The transcript is spliced from 2 exons. Gene Ontology annotation, molecular function: ubiquitin conjugating enzyme binding; zinc ion binding; ubiquitin protein ligase activity. Gene Ontology annotation, cellular component: cytoplasm. Bases 149 to 1183 code for a protein of 344 amino acids. Gene Ontology annotation, biological process: multicellular organism development; proteasome-mediated ubiquitin-dependent protein catabolic process. Lineage: Eukaryota; Metazoa; Chordata; Actinopteri; Characiformes; Serrasalmidae.